CUCCAUGCGACGGCUAAUCUUGAUGUUUUUGAUUUUAGAUAUGGCAAGGGGAGGGGAGAGUUCCUCGUCAAAUUUUGAGUUUGGUUCGAUAUGGAAGAGUCGGGGUUCCGGGAAAUAGUUGUUGGGGGGUUUUGGAAUUUGGGGGUUUCGUAGUAUUCAUCUGGGAUUUUGCAGUUCGUUUGGGGGCUGUUUUGUUUGCUGCCAUGCUCUGCGACCUAGAUUGGUGUAUCUGAUGGUUCUGGUGUGACUUGAAUGGAGUCUACAAGGAGCUGGUUCCAAAAAUUGCAUCUUAGAGGAGAUAAAGUGAAGUCUGGUCAAACAAAACAAAGGGAAACCGGGAAUGGGAAGGAUUUGCAGAAGCCUCCAGUUGAUGAGGCUCCUUCCAACGUUACCAAGCAAAAAGUUGCUGCUGCAAAGCAGUAUAUUGAAAAUCAUUACAAGUCUCAGAUGAAGUCGUUACAAGACAGAAAGGAGAGGCGCUGGAGCUUGGAGAGAAAGCUUGCUGAUGCUGAUGUCUCUGAGGAAGAACAGAACAACAUCUUGAAGAGCUUGGAGAAAAAAGAAACUGAGUACAUGCGUCUACAAAGGCACAAAAUGGGGGUUGAUGAUUUUGAACUUCUGACCAUAAUUGGAAGGGGCGCAUUUGGAGAGGUGAGAUUAUGUAGGGAGAAGAGUACUGGUAAUGUAUAUGCAAUGAAGAAAUUGAAAAAAUCUGAGAUGCUUAGAAGGGGACAGGUGGAGCAUGUUAAAGCCGAAAGAAAUCUUCUUGCGGAGGUUGAUAGCGCCUGUAUUGUAAAACUCUACUGUUCUUUCCAAGAUGAAGAAUAUUUGUAUCUUAUAAUGGAAUAUCUUCCUGGAGGUGACAUGAUGACUUUACUAAUGCGCAAGGACACAUUAACAGAAGAUGAGGCGAUGUUCUAUGUUGCAGAGACCGUAUUGGCCAUUGAAUCUAUACAUAAACAUAAUUAUAUCCAUAGGGAUAUUAAACCAGAUAACUUAUUGUUGGAUCGAAAUGGCCAUAUGAAGCUCUCUGAUUUUGGUUUGUGCAAACCUUUGGAUAGUAGUAGCUUUCCAAACCUUACCGAGCCUGAUCAUGGAGUGGGUGUCAAGGCUCCGUUAGAUGGUCAUAAGAAUUUGAGCACUUCUGUUGCACCCAAGCGUACACAACAGGAACAGUUAUUACAUUGGCAAAAGAAUAGAAGGACGCUGGCCUAUUCAACUGUUGGAACACCUGAUUACAUUGCACCUGAAGUUCUACUGAAGAAAGGAUAUGGCAUGGAGUGUGAUUGGUGGUCUCUUGGGGCAAUCAUGUAUGAAAUGCUUGUCGGUUACCCACCAUUUUACUCUGAAGAUCCAAUGUCUACCUGCAGAAAGAUUGUUAAUUGGAGGCAUUACCUAAAAUUUCCUGAUGAGGCAAAGCUUUCACCAGAAGCAAAAGAUCUCAUUAGCAAGUUGUUAUGCAACGUUGAACAGAGGCUUGGCACUCGAGGUGCCCAGGAAAUAAAGGCACACCCCUGGUUUAAAGGCAUGCCAUGGGAUAAACUCUACCAGAUGGAAGCUGCUUUCAAACCAGAGGUUAAUGAUGAGUUGGACACUCAAAAUUUUGAGAAGUUUGAGGAGACAGCAACCGCAAUGCAAACUUCAUCAAAGUCUGGACCUUGGAGAAAGAUGCUUUCAUCAAAAGAUGUCAAUUUUGUGGGUUACACAUACAAGAACUUUGAAAUUGUGAACGACCCUGACAUAUCGGGCAUAGCUGAAUUGAAGAAAAAGAACAACAAACCUAAAAGACCUUCUAUCAAGUCAUUAUUCGAGUCAGAUGCUGAAACCAUAGAAUCUGAAACUUCUUCAAAUCAAACAAAUCAUGGAAGCUUUCUGAAAAUGUUGCCUACACAUCUGGAGGUGUACGAGAGCCCUGAGCCAUCUCCUCAUUCCAGUAAGACAUCCUCUUAUCAUCCACCACCCCGACAUAGAUAGUAGAAGCAACAUUGAUAUUCUUCAACUGUUCAUAGCUAAAUUAAAAAAAGAGAAGCACUUCUUUUACUUCCAAUCUUCAGAGCAUUUUGCUUUUUAUUCAAGUUUAAACGCAUGUUGUACAUUAUUGUCAUCAUGUAUGUAUGAGCGUGACUAUUUAUAUGGGUUUUAGCACCCCUCUUUGUGUAAAUCUGUGCUGACCUGCGUCUGAAAGAUUGAAGAGAAAACUUUCAAAAUGUUAUACUGACUGAGAUUGUAAUGAAAAUUAUUAAUUCUUUUUAUUCUGAUUUGGAUAAAUGAAAUGCAGUAAACUA
Molecule: messenger RNA, 2285 nt
Organism: Dendrobium catenatum
Lineage: Eukaryota; Viridiplantae; Streptophyta; Magnoliopsida; Asparagales; Orchidaceae
Product: serine/threonine-protein kinase tricorner
Exons: 14
Coding region: 253-1974 (573 amino acids)
Biological process (GO): peptidyl-serine phosphorylation; intracellular signal transduction
Molecular function (GO): ATP binding; protein serine/threonine kinase activity
Source: RefSeq, a predicted model, not a curated record